AUGGAGUCCUACAUGAGAGCACGAAGAGGACGGGUUGAGCAUCAUCGGGAGGAUCGCGAGUUGGAUGUGUUCAAAUGCGAGCUGAAGACGGGCAUGCAAUAUGCCGCGGCAAAAGGAAAUCUUGAACACGUGUCUGCCUUACUCGAAUCCGGCCUCGACCCGAAUGAAUCAACAUCACCCGCAAUAUGCGCAGCAGCGGGUGAGCACUGGACGGUUCUGGACAUGCUGCUAGACACAGCCGCCACCGACUUGCAUCGUGAAACAGCAUACGGAGACACGAUACUUGAGCUUGCAUGCAAUAGCAGGGACGUCCCCGACGCUCUGAUUAAGCGUUUGGAUUUUGCAAGGCCUGACGGUGUCAAUGCUAGCGGUCCACCACUCAUAAAGGCUGCUCGGGCCAGGAAGGAAGCCGCGGUAACAAUGUUGCUCGAAGCUGGUGCCGACCCACAUCUCAUGAAUCCUGAAGGGGUUACUGCCCUGCAUGUCGCUGCUAGCCUUGGGCACAGCGAUGAUCAGCACACAUCCAUUGCCAUCGCGAAGGCUUUGUUGAAGUCGAAGAUAGCUGUUGAUACCGAAGGCCGUGAUGGUUCCACCGCUCUCAUGUUGGCCUCUCGCGACGGUCAUGGCGAGAUGGUGAGGCUUCUUCGCGACAAUGGCGCCAACGUGCUCUUGAAAGAUAACAGAAAUUGGAGCGUUCUCACGUAUGCAGCCGCCGAAGGGCACGCUGAUAUCGUGGCGAGUUUGCUAUUUGCCGGCGCAGAUCCGCAGACUGACCUGUCAUUUAUAUGCGCUGCCUCAUCCGGUCACUGCAACGUUCUACGUAUCCUGAUCGACUCUGGCGUCAAUGUAGGUGCAACCUCGGAAGAUGGAACAACAGCACUUGUGUCGGCGGUUAAAUAUGGGCGACUUGACGCGGCUAGGUUACUGAUUGAAAGCGGUGCUGCGGUGAACGCGCAAACGGCAGAUGGCACGUCGCCACUUGUGCUAUCUGCUGCAGGAGGACACAAAGGUCUCACAAGACUGUUGUUCGAUAGUGGAUCAAGCGUCAACCUGACAAAUGAAAGAGGAGAAACGGCAUUGAUGGCUGGGAUGAGAACCGAGAUUGGAAAAGUUCGAAGCGCUGUAUUACAAGAGGAGAACCAAGACGUCUCUCGAAUGCUAUUGGAAGCAGGAACAGACGUUAGUGCUUCAACGCACGACGGAGACACAGCACUUUUGUUUGCCACAGAUAUGAGGUACCCCCGCCCGGACAACGUCAGGCUGUUGCUCGAAGCUGGCGCUGAUGCAUCAGUUGCCCAGCGAGCCCAAAGGAUCGCCCUUGUUUCGUACGGUGGAAUUGACAGGAUGAGUCUCUCCACACUCGAGGCUUUGUUGAAAGCUGGCGCGGAUCCGAACGAGUAUGACAGCGAGGGGAUGACUGCUCUCCUGCGAGUGUCUUCCGGUUGGGAUUAUCGACUUGACAAGUUGAGAAUAUUGCUUCGUUGUGGAGCUAGCCCGGAUGUUCCCAGCAACAAGGGACAGACCGCGUUGAUGUUGGCCAUCCGCGACAUGCACUGGGUUUCAUGCUUAACAAUAGUGGGGGAAUUGCUAAAUGCUGGGGCCAACCCCAACCAUGAAGACGCUGCCGGGCGGAAUGCGUUGUUCUAUCUUGCCCAACGCUCUCACAAAAUCCAACAUGGUGAAUUGUUCAGAGCAUUGGUGGACGCGGGUGGGGAUACCUCUGCACUCGCCAACGACCACGAAACCUUGCUCAUGUACUCUGUUUGCCUAGAAGCUUGGACGCUUUUGCAGUUGCUCUUGACUGCUGGGACAGAUCCUCAGGGCUCGAACAAAAAGGGCCGGAAGGCUAUGAUGCUUGCUAGAAAGGUGGGCGGUAAAGACGGCGAACAGGCGGUGAAGUUACUAUUGGACGUUGGAGUUGACCCGAACCAGCGCGAUUGCCACGGGCACAGCGCCCUAUGGUUUGCUUCCUUGUCUUCUCACAGCCCUAUGACUUUGAGGACGCUGUUGAGCGCAGGUAUGGAUCCUCAUGAGCGUGACGCCAACGGUCUUACUCUGCUCAUGCUGGUUUCAUCUAAUAAUAGCAACAGGCAAGCCAUCGCAUCGGAGAUGGUAUUUACGCUAAUUGGAGCUGGUGUUAACGUGGAUUCGCAUGACAACCUCGGAAAUACGGCUUUGAUGUACGCUGCCAAACACAACGGACCCGUCGGCCCCUUGUUGAAGGCUGGCGCAAACCCAAAUGUUACCAACACUUUGGGCCAAACUGCACUAAUAAAGUGUUUUUCCAGAGAGUAUGUCUGCGUGAAGCAGACUUUGUGCCCACUGACGGAUGCUGGGGCUGAUAUCAAUAUGGUGGACAACAAGGGGCGCAGCGUGCUCAUAUUGUCGGCCACCGUCAAACCCCGAUUUGGCGAGAACGUGGAGGCUGUUCAGGAAAUCUUGAAGGUUCCUGGUGUUUCUAUUGGUCACACAGAUAAUGAAGGAAACAAUGCGCUUAUGUGCGCGGAGCGUGUUGGAAACAUUCGGGUCGCAGAUCUGAUUAGAGAGCGCAUGGCUGCAAACAUCUGA
This is a messenger RNA of Diaporthe citri, 2568 nucleotides long. RefSeq lists its product as uncharacterized. Gene Ontology annotation, molecular function: protein binding. Lineage: Eukaryota; Fungi; Ascomycota; Sordariomycetes; Diaporthales; Diaporthaceae. The transcript is spliced from 2 exons. Bases 1 to 2568 code for a protein of 855 amino acids. The record is from RefSeq and is a predicted model, not a curated record.